This is a messenger RNA of Rhinichthys klamathensis goyatoka, 882 nucleotides long. RefSeq lists its product as uncharacterized. Lineage: Eukaryota; Metazoa; Chordata; Actinopteri; Cypriniformes; Leuciscidae. The record is from RefSeq and is a predicted model, not a curated record. The transcript has a single exon. The coding region runs from base 1 to 882 and encodes 293 amino acids.
AUGCCUAUACUGCGCAUGUGGUUCAACGCUGAAACUGAGCUGAGGCAGGAUUUCCGCCUCACCAGAACAGCGAUGCACAGCCUACAGAGGCUUUUGCAAAGGGAGCAGGACCAUGGCUGGGGUAAUGAGCUUGAAGUACUCAUUUACACCUAUUGGCUGGCACAUGGACUCUCUUAUCGGGUGGUGUCCAGUGUCUUUAAUGUUCCGAAGGCUACAGUUCACCACAUCAUCCACAGAGUGGCCCAGCACAUAUGGGACAAUCUGAGAAGAGCAAUCUGCUUCCCUCUGACAGUGGACCUGCCUGCAGUUGGUCAGGGUUUUGUCAGCAUUUCAGGAACCCCUGCAUUCCACAAUGUGGUUGGCGCAAUCGAUGGCAGCCACAUACGAAUAAAACCACCACAGCGUCACCGGUUAGAUUAUUUAAAUUAUAAAGGAUUUUACUCCAUCAGUAUGCAGGCAAUAUGUGACUCAAAUGGCAGGUUUCUGGACAUUUAUGUGGGGUACCCGGGGUCUGUCCAUGACACACAAAUUAUGAAGAAUAGCAGUUUUUAUAUCGCAAGACGGUAUCCACCAACGGGCUACAUCCUUCUGGGUGAUGGUGGGUAUCCUUGUUUGGAAACGCCGAUUUGCCUCAUCACCCCAUUCAAGGAGCCAGUGCAUGGAAGAGUACAGCAACAGUUUAAUUACUGUCAGUCAAGGGGGCGCAGCAUUAUUGAAAGGGCGUUUGGCAUGAUGAAGACCAGGUGGAGGUCAACACUCUUCAGAGCUUUGGAGGUCAAGCCCACGUUUGCACCCCAGGUGAUCGCCUCAUGUGCUUUUUUGCACAAUGUGUGUAUGGACAAUGGUGCUUGCCAUGGCAGAGGCAGAGGUAGAGGGUUCUGA